GCUUUUACGGUUUAUAUUUCAUCACAUACACAAUUCUUGAUCUGUCCAGCAGUCUCAUACAGUAUUACAACAGCGUAGUUCUAUAUCUUUAAAGCAAGUGAAAAGAUCAGGACAACUGUAAUGAACCAUAGACUAUAAUGAGCACAGCAAGCUUGGGGUCGAUGACUACAUUAACCAGCAGGCUUUGCAGCGGGAUGACUUUCCUUGUUGCCUGGCAACGCUCCCAAACUUAAACAGCUACCAUUCAUUUAGAAGAUAAAAAUCCAAAGGAAGCAGAUGAUUUAACAGCAGAAAUGUCUGAAGAAAACACAGCUAAUAGUGUCGGUGACCAGGCUGAGGUCACAAAGACAGCUUCCCGGGAAAACACUGCAGAAUGUGAUAGUGAAAACUCACUGACGCAGCAGGAGGAUGAGGAGGGAUCCAGGCGGCUCCCUGCAGACAUGUACUACAAGUAUGAGGAGCUUCACUCCAGACCGUCCAUCACACCUGACUCUGAAAUCCCAGAGAACCUCCUGCACCUCUCUCACACCUUUGGCUAUGACAGCGGGCGCAGGGCGAACCUGCAGCUGCUGGAUGACAGAACUCUGAUCUUUAUAGCAGGUAACCUGCUCAUCCUUCUGGAUGUUUCCACCAAGGAGCAGAGAUACCUCCGCUCCUGCAGUGGAGGAGGAAUCGGCUCCAUCACGGCACAUCCCAGCAGGCAGUACUUCGUUGUCGCAGAGAAGGGAAACCAACCCAACAUCAUAAUCUAUGAAUAUCCAUCGUUACGACCGUACCGCAUCCUGAGAGGCGGUACAGAACGGGCGUACAGCUUUGUGGAUUUUAACCGUGAUGGGAGUCUGCUGGCCAGCGUGGGCAGCGCGCCCGACUACAUGCUGACGCUGUGGGACUGGAGGCAGGAGGAGGUGAUGCUGAGCUGCAAGGCCAUUUCUCAGGAGGUCUACCGAGUCAGCUUCUCCCCGUACAACCCGGAACUACUCACAUCAUCAGGAUCUGCACAUAUCAAGUUCUGGAAAAUGGCCAGCACCUUCACAGGUCUCAAACUGCAAGGACUUAUAGGACAUUUUGGGAAAACUACAGCGACUGAUAUUGAAGGCUACGUGGAACUACCUGAUGGGAAGGUGGUGUCCGGCUCAGACUGGGGCAACUUGCUGCUGUGGGAUGGAAACGCCAUCAAGGUGGAGAUCUGCCGUAAGGGGGGGCGGAGCUGCCAUACAGGGAUUGUCCAGCCGUUUGCUCUGGAGGAUGGACAGCUGAUGACGUUCGGCUCUGACGGAGUGGUCAGGGGCUGGGACUUCGAGAGCAUUGACACUGCUGACAGUAACAGCGAUAGCAGCAAGUUUGAGCUGGAGCCCAUGAAUGAGAUGGUGAUCGGACACAACGUCCGCCUCUCCUCUGUAGUGAAGAGCUCCACGCCUGACUCCUUUCUCUGGUUUGCUAAGGAUUCCAGCGGAGCCAUUUGGAAACUGGACCUUUCAUUCACCUACACGACUCCUGAUCCAGAAUGCCUGUUUUGCUUCCACGCCGGAGCGAUCCAGGGCCUGGACGUGUCGAGGAAAAGCCACAUGAUGGCCACGACUGCUCUGGACCGUUCAGUCAAAGUCUUUGACUUCCUGGCAAAAAGAGAACUGACCACCAGCCGCUUCAAUCAGGGUGGAACUGCACUCAGCUGGGCCCCAACUUUGGUGAACCAGAGUGGAGGAUUACUGGUGACAGGCUUUGAGGAUGGGGUGGUCCGCUUACUGGAACUGUAUGAUCCUCAGAGACUGCAUGUUGUCACUGGGCGCAGCCCCAAGGGAGAUGCCAAGCUGCGCCUCAAACAGGCCUUCAAACCCCAUAAUGCUCCUGUAACUGCUGUUGCAUAUGAGCGAAAUGGAGACAUCUUAGCCACAGGGAGCUCAGACUGCACUGUGUUCUUUUUCACUGUUGGGGAAAAAUACAACCCCAUCGGCUUUGUCCGCGUUCCCGGGCCGGUGCAGGCGCUGGAAUGGUCACCUCAUUCCCACAAUGAAAACAGGCUGCUCAUCCUGUGUCAGAGUGGUCACGUGGUCGAGGUGCACAGCCCUGAUCCAGAGGCCCAGACGCCGACCAAAACCUUCCAGCUGCCUGAGCUGCCCAGCAGAUGCUUCCGGUUCAGGAGCAUCAAGUCUCGAAUCAAGAGAGAGGAGGAAAUCGCAAGACGUCAAGCCAUAAAGGAGAAGAGGGAGAAAGAGAGAGAAAAGCGGUUGAAAGAGUCAAAGCAGCCAGACUUAGAACUAGAAGAAGAAGAAGAGGAAGAAGAGGAAGAGUUGCCUGCUAUUUACAUCCCUGACCCUCCAAGUCCUCUCUACUGUGGCUUCUACUCACAAUCUGGGCAGUUCUGGCUCUCCAUGGGAGGCUUUGAUUCAGGUUUCUUGUAUCACUGCAAGUUCUCUGAGCAGCAGGAUGAGGAUCCAGUCCAGCGGCAGGAUGAGCCCUUUGACUUCCUGCCUGUCCAAAACGCAGACAACAACCCCAUCCGCUCCAUCACCUUCAGCUCCAACAGGCAGCUGCUGCUCUGUGGCAUGCACUCAGGGUCCAUCAGGGUUUACCCUCUGCAGCCCAGCGACCACAACCUCACCUCCAUGCAGGCCUACUGGGAACUGAGUGUCCACGACAAUCACUAUGGACACCUGCGGUACAUCCGCUGUAGCCAUGAUGACCACUUUGUGCUUACAGCGGGAGACGAUGGGAACAUCUUCUCCUUCAGCCUGCUUCCUCCAGAGGAGCUACAGAAAGGCCUGCAGAGAAAGAGGGCCAAGGUUCCUUCACCCAGGGUGGGUCUUGAGAAUGAGGCGUUGGCUCAGGACAUUGAGGACCCAGCAGCCUAUAGCAUCGAGACGGCUAAGCAGAAGCUGGAGAAGGACCGUCUGCGUCGUGAGGUCGACCUGAAGAUUUCAGCGAAGCGAAAAAAGCUGGUUGAGCUCCAGAAGAAGUUUAAACAUCUGCUCAACGACAACCAGAGUCUGCCAGAGCACGUUCGCCUCAAAUCUGCGGAGCUGCAGCUGGACCAACGUUUCAAUGAACAGGCAGAGAAGGUGAAGGCCCAGCGGGUGAGAGAGGUCAGAAAGCAACUGGGCUGGGAGAUGGAGCGCUGCUGCAUAGCACUCAAAAAACUACAGGACUGGUUCAAGGACUCUUUGGAGUCCAAAGUGGUCACUGUGGUCGCCAUCUGUACCAACCACAGAAUCUCCAGCUACCGUCUGCCGGCGCUCACUGAGCCUUCAGCCUGGCUCAGACAGCAGAGCAGACCUGGUCGUCCCGAUGAAGAUGGAGCAGCCACACAAGAGCGCCGAAGGUCCAGAGCUGAGCCUGCAAAAGACAGCGGGGAUUUAGAAGACGACAAGGUGCUGCGUCCCCUGAUGGCUCGUCCAGCGGGGAUAAAGCUGGGAGAUCGGCAGGUCGAGAGGCUCCGAAAAGCUGCAGAGAAAGCUGAACAAGCACGAGCCAAGAUAGAGAAGAGGCAGCAGGAAUGGGAACAACUGUAUGCAGAGAAGCCAAAGGAAAACUGUGAGGAUCCUCAGGAUGUGCAGGCCAUCUGUGAAGCCAAAGAGAACAUUGGAGACUUAAAACUGAAGUCAGCCAAAGACUUCACAGUGCCAAAACACCUGAGGAUGAACACUGAGAGGAAGAUAACAGAGAUGAUAGCCCUGGAGGGAAAAAUCCGUGAGAAGCAGACUGAGAUGAAUGGUCGGAUCAUGACGUUGCGGGAUUCCAAGGUUCGCCUGGUGUCUCAGUUGCAUGCUCAGGCUCAGCAGCUGCAGAAGGUCCAGCAGUAUCUUGCGGACCAUCUCCACUCCCCUCCACCCGCUCUGCCCACUAUUCUACCAGAGGAAACCCCAGAGAAGAGGCUGCGGUACAGCCGCGCUACCCUGGAGCGAUACCGGGUUCUGAGGGAACAGAGGCCUCCCACAGUGGAGCAGGAGGAGCAGGAGGGGGCUGCGGGUUUAUUGGAGCAGCUGGAGAAAGAGAUGGAAGGAGAGGAAGAAGAGGAGGAGAGAGGAGAGGAAGGGACACCCUGCCUGUCAACUUCAUCUGUAACCACAGAGGAAGAGACAGCAGUGGAGGAAGGAGUAGAGCUGAGCGAGCUGGAGGAGGAGCUUCUAAUGGAGAAGGAGAUCAAACUGCUGUACAUGCAGGACUCUCUACUGGAGGAGAUGGAGAGUUCGAUGUGUCAGUUUGAUGCGAAGCUCCUGCUGCGUCACCAGAAGCUGCAUCUGGACUGGCAGCUGAAGCUGGCUGACCUCCGUCAGCUGAUGCUCUACCAGGAGCUGCUGCUCCUUAAGGAGGUCGACAGGAGGGAGGAAAUCCUGCAGGAGAAGCUGAACGCUCGCAUGAAGGAGGAGAACAGCAUCACGUCUAAGCUGGAGGAGUAUAAUGAACAGCUGGAACUGAAGCGCAGAGACAUAGCCAAGGUGCACGAGAGAGAGAAGGCUCUGGCUGCAGCAUUCCAGGCCUCGCUGGGCGAAGACAACAAGUUUGAAGAGUUUCUGACCAAAGUCUUCAAGAAGAGGAUCAAACGUGUCAAGAAGAAGGAGCAGACGGAAAAUGAAGAAGAGGAGGAGGACAGUGAUGAAGACUCAGAUGAAGACGAUGACUGGGAUGAUGAUGAUGAUGAUUACGAAAGCGACAUGGAGGAGGGAGGAGUUCCUCUGGAUGACAGCGUUUGCCCUCCAGGCUGUGACCCACAGUUGUUUGAGAACACGCUGCAGCUGCGUGAGCGACGGCUGGACCUGGAGGAGCUGCUGGUGGAGGAGAAGAAGAGCGCUGAUGCUCUGGAGAAGGAGUGUGAUACCCUCAUCAAGAAGGAGAAAUCGGUGAAAAGCAGUCGGAAGGCAGCAGAGGGCGACUUGGAGUUAGUCAACAGGGAGAAACAGCAGAAACUUAACGAACUGGAUAUGGUGAUUCCUUUCAGACUGCACCAGAUCGAGUUUGUCGUUAACGGUUCAGUGCCGUCUGACCUGACCCCGACGCUGGUGCUGAACAGGAUGGAGCUGAGCCGGCUGCAGGAGCGUGUGAUGGAGCUGCAGGCGGAGAAGACUCAGCAGAAAGAUCUGUCCUGUCAGGCCCGCCAGCAGCACGUCAGGCUCGUCCACGACCGCAAGGAAAUGAAUGUUGAGAUACAGGUGUUGGAGAACCAGUGCAACCAGCUGAUGAUGAUGAAGUUUGGGAGGCUGGUGGAUCUGGAGGCUCUGCAGACGCUGUCAGGGAACAGGACACUGGAGGAGCUCAAGCAGGAAAAACUCCUCCAAGAAGCAGCAAAUGCCAAGGAAAUCAAACAGUGGGAUGCGAAGGUAGAAGAAGAGCAUCAGGCUCUGAUGGAGGUGACCAAGUGUAACACGGAGUGUCUCCUCAGCUUGACGAUGCUCUUUGAUGAGAAGAGUGAACUGGAGCAUAAACUCAACGCCAGGCAGAAGAAAAUUGGCAGACAGUUGCAGGAUUUCAGCAGGCGUGCAGACCAGGAGGAGAUCUGGAGGCUUCAGGAGUUUGUGAAAACACAAUCCCAUCAGAUCGAGGCUCUCAGCAGAGAGAUUGACCUGCUGUCCCGUAAAGGAGGUCACGUCCUGCCAACCAGCCAGCCUCCACUCCCCCCACUCGCCCCUCUGUCCACCCCACAGACCACACCCACACCGUCAAACCAGGACCAGAGGCGUCUGUCCAAACAGCUUAAAGCACAGAAGUCACCCAGCGGGCAGGGAGCUAAUUAACUGAAGACAGAGGCCAGAAAAAACACAUUUGGUUGCUGUAUAUUGGGAGAACUCUGCUCACUAAUAUCACUUUCUUUAGAAUUAUUGAUAUUGUUAAGAUUAAAAUAAUCUGAAUUUAAAGUCUUAAAUGA
Thunnus maccoyii (southern bluefin tuna) is the source of this 5857-nucleotide messenger RNA. Its product is annotated as cilia- and flagella-associated protein 44. The transcript is spliced from 36 exons. Lineage: Eukaryota; Metazoa; Chordata; Actinopteri; Scombriformes; Scombridae. The coding region runs from base 294 to 5726 and encodes 1810 amino acids. The record is from RefSeq and is a predicted model, not a curated record. Gene Ontology annotation, molecular function: protein binding.